This is a messenger RNA of Pundamilia nyererei, 3106 nucleotides long. It is a transcript of the gene acss2l, whose product is annotated as acyl-CoA synthetase short chain family member 2 like. Gene Ontology annotation, molecular function: AMP binding; acetyl-CoA synthetase activity. The record is from RefSeq and is a predicted model, not a curated record. NCBI's taxonomy places the organism in Eukaryota, Metazoa, Chordata, Actinopteri, Cichliformes, Cichlidae. Bases 46 to 1761 code for a protein of 571 amino acids. The transcript has 16 exons.
GCACCACCGAGCUUAUAAGGUCUGCGUCUGCUGGAUAGACUGUAGAUGGCUUUCUGGAAAGAGGUUGCUGAUGAGUUCUUCUGGAAGAAGCCUGCAACAGCACCGAUGCUGCAAUACAACUUCGAUGUGACGAAAGGGAGCGUUUAUGUGAAAUACAUGGAGGGAGCCAAAACCAACAUGUGCUAUAAUGUCUUGGACAGACAUGUGAGGGAGGGGAGCCUUGGUGAAAAGGUUGCCUAUUACUGGGAGGGAAACUCACCUGAUCAUCAAAUGGCCAUCACCUACAGCCAGCUGCUGAGCCAUGUCUGCCGCUGUGCUAACGUGCUGAAGCAAAUGGGUGUGAAGAAGGGAGACAGAGUGUCUAUCUACCUACCGAUGAUCCCAGAGCUUGUGUACACAAUGCUGGCCUGUGCCAGGAUAGGUGCUGUUCACUCUAUUGUGUUUGCAGGUUUCUCCUGUGAGUCUCUGUGUGAAAGGAUUGUGGAUGCCCAGAGUAGUGUACUGGUGACAGCAGAUGGUGUUUACAGGGGAGAGAAACUGAUCAACCUGAAGCAGAUUGCAACCGAGGCUCUGGAGAAGUGCCGGGGAAGAGGGUCAGCUAGUGUCACCAAAUGCCUCGUCAUCAAGCACCAUGCACUGAAGACAAAAAGUGGAGGUGCAUGCAACAAACUACAGACCCCCUGGGACUCACAGUGUGAUGUUUGGUGGGAUGAGGCCAUGAGGGACUCCUCUGAGGAGUGUGAGCCCGAGUGGCUGGAUGCAGAGGACCCGCUCUUUAUUCUCUACACCAGCGGCUCCACCGGCAAACCCAAGGGUGUUCUCCACACUGUUGCUGGAUAUCUGCUCUACACGUCGAUGACCUUCAAGUACGUUUUUGAUCAUCACCACGAUGAUGUGUACUGGUGUACAGCCGACAUUGGCUGGAUCACCGGACACUCCUACAUCACCUACGGUCCACUUGCAAAUGGUGCUACGAGCGUCCUAUUUGAAGGUAUCCCUGUUCACCCCCAUGUUGGCCGGUUCUGGGAAGUAAUUGAGAAGUACAAAGUGACCAAGUUUUAUACAGCUCCUACAGCCAUCCGCCUGCUGAUGAAGUAUGGACGAGAGCCACUACAGAAGUAUGACCUCUCCAGCCUGAGAAUUCUGGGUACUGUGGGUGAACCCAUCAACCCAGAGGCGUGGCAGUGGUACUAUGAAGUGGUUGGUCAAGGCAGAUGUCCCAUCGUUGAUACCUUCUGGCAAACAGAAACGGGAGGUCAUGUCUUGACUCCUCUACCUGCUGCUACACCGCUGAAACCAGGCUCUGCUACUUUCCCUUUCUUUGGGGUGGAGCCGACCAUCCUCAACGAGCACGGAGAGGAGCUGGAAGGUGAAGCUGAGGGUUAUCUGGUAUUUAGGAGGCCGUGGCCUGGAAUAAUGCGCACUGUGUUCAAGAACCAUGAGCGCUUCGAAAAUACCUACUUCAAGAAAUUCCCAGGCUUUUAUGUGACUGGAGAUGGCUGCAGGCGAGAUAAGGACGGCUAUUACUGGAUCACAGGGAGAAUAGACGACAUGCUGAAUGUGUCAGGCCACCUGAUGAGCACAGCGGAGGUUGAGGCGGCCUUGACGGAGCACGCAGCUGUGGCGGAGGCUGCGGUGGUGAGUCGACCUCACAAGGUGAAGGGAGAGUCCCUCUACUGCUUUGUCACCCUCAAAGACAGCAGGGAGUUCAGUCACACGCUGGUGGAUGAGCUCAAGAGACUGGGUGAGACCUUUGAUUAGGGUUAAAGUCCACUAACAUUCAUGCGUCUUUGUGUAUCAGUGGUCUCUUGUUUUGCAUUUGAUCUAAAAUAAAAUGUUAAAUUAAAUACAAAUACAACUUCUGCUGGAUUCAGUCCUGUGAAAAACUAAGCAGUAACUGUGCAGUAACUUGGCAUAAUUGUUUUUUGUAAGACUUUAUCAAUCUCUCGUACCUUUGGGAAGAACCCUGGCCCACUCUUCUUUACAGCGUUGUGUCAGUUCAUUGAGGUUUGGAUAGGUUUGUUGCCCUCUUAUGGUCCCGCCACAGCCUUUCAAUCAGGUUUAAGUCUGGACUUUGACCCGAUAUUUGCACCUUGAUUCUUCUCUUUUUCAGCCACUCUGUUGUGGAUUUGCUGGUGUGCUUGGACAAUUUUAGCCAAGUGUUCAGCUUUUGGACAGAUGGCCUGAUAUACAAAAAGAGUUCUUGGUGGAUAAAGAAACUGCAAGGUGCCCAGGUCCUGUGACUGCAAAACCAGCCCAGAUCAUCUCCACUUGACAGUUCGUGCGAAGUGUUCGUGCUGUGUUUUUUUUGUUUCCCAAUGUGGGGUUUGUACACUUUGGACAAACAUCUCCACUUUGGUUUCAUUUGUCCAAAGAACAUUUGUUAAGAUGCAACUUUCCUAACAUAAGCUGUUCUUCCAUGUUCUUUUUGAUAGAAGAGGCUUUCUCCCGCUAUUCCUCUUAACCAAAGGUAUACCUAUUCAGUCUUUUUCUAACUGUACAGUCAGAACAUUCAACAUUUGACAUAUUAAUCGAGGCCUGGACUCUCUGACAUGCAGCUCUUUGGGUUUUUUUUGCUAGCCUUGGGGUGAAUUUGUUUUAUUGAGGUGGUCAAUGAGAUGGUAAUUAAAUGCUACUUACCCACUUAAUUGCUAUGGAAGCAGUAAGGAUGUACUCGGUUUUUUGCAGGACUGAAAAUUAAUACAGCUUAAGAAAACUUGCCCAGUUGUGGUAAAAAAGACAUUGUCUGGUCUAAUUCUUCUUCUUAUUUUUACUUCUUUAUCAAGAAAGACCAACAGUAAGGGAUACACUUUUGUCAAAAGGUUAAAGUGUCUUUAUUAUAGUAUCUAAAUCACUCAGGACAUUGAAGUUGACUACAUGCUGUAAACCGAAAACCUAAAAAAAUACCCUUUGGGGGUAUAAUACAUGGGUUUUCAAAUAAGUUUCCCCAACUUUUUUAUGCUUCCUGUUUCUGCACCAACAGAACAUCGUACUUUAAUACUUUUAUUAUUUGGCUUUGAAAUAGCCAAAUAUGAAAGUUCAUAUGCAGUUCAUUUACAGCCAACUGUUUAUGUUACAGGGUAAGUUAUUUUAUUAUAUGGUAAAU